AUGUCCGGUGCCGCCCUUCCCCAUCCCCGCUCUCUCACAGCAACCGAUCACGACGUCAAGUCCCGCGCCGAUGCGUCCCCAGCUCCCAUCAAGACGGACGACUCAGAGCAACCCAAGCUGAAUCGCCCGCGACGUGACUCUUCCCCCUUGUCCGAUGUAUCCCAAAAAGGCGAGCCUCGCUCCGUCAAGAACCACCCGCUCGACCGUCGCGACGACACGGACGAUAACCACGACCACGAUCCUGAUGACGCCAAACCCAACCAUCACCAGCUCGAUCGCGUAAAGGCUGUCUCCCCGGCCUCAUCCAGUCACAGUCGUUCCUCUGCCAAGCCAGACCGCAAGCAUCUCCUCGAAGCUGAGAACGAUCCAGACCUCUAUGGUCUACGACGGUCCGGCCGCGCUAGCAGAAAGUCCUACACCGACCUCAACGACGAAGCCGCCGACUCGGAUGACGCUGAUGCAUCCGUCUCGUCAAGACGUCGUCAUCACACCAAGGCUGGCCGCACCUCGAUUCGCAGCUCCGUCCAAGCCACCGACGAUGAAGCCAACGAGGCCGCCGCCGAUGACUCUGACGAUCUCGACGACAGCGACGACGCCGAGGAUGACGAAUUUGGCCCAGCAAAGUCCAAACGCAAGCGCAAACACAAACGCUCUGCCGCUGCUGCUAGACUCUCGUCCGCCGAUCUCGAAGCCUCGCGCGUCUCGAGCCGAAAUGGCAAGCGCAUCCCCAACUACACCGACGACUACGCCGAUUUCGGCGACGAUGAUCCCUUCGAAGACGAAGCCGACGUCCAGGCGCAGAAAAGUGCCAACCUAGCCGGCGACGUGGAAGAGGAAGACGUCAUCGAAAGCAUCGUCGGCCACGAGCGACACGAGGAUCGUCUUGACGACAAGGAGGACAUUCCUACCCAGAACAUGCGCUUCAUCGUAAAGUGGAAAGGCUACUCUCACCUCCACGACACCCACGAGACCUACGACUUUCUCCGCCGCUACCGUGGCUUCAAGCGUGUCGACAACUACAUCAAGUCGGUCCUCCUGCGUGAAAAGGCACUCCUCUCCGACCCCAAUGCUUCACGCGAAGACGUUGAAGCGCUCCAGAUCGAAAAAGAGAGGCAGAUCGAACUCAUUGAGAGCUUCAAGACCGUAGAACGAAUCAUUGCCCAGCGCGACAACCACGCCAACAAAGACAUUCCCUACCCGCACCUUGCCUACCUCGUCAAAUGGAAGGGUUUGCCCUACGCUGACUGCACCUGGGAAGCCGAGCAAGAGAUCAAAGACAUUGCUCAGGACGCCAUCAACGCCUACGUUAAACGCUCCGCCACCACCACCGUUCCCUGGCGCUCGCAAAACUUUUCCCAGGGCCGUCCCAAGUAUACGCGUAUGACCGAACAGCCUGCCUACAUCAGCGCAGGUACUCUCAAGGACUUCCAGAUGACCGGCCUCAACUGGCUUGCCUACCUCUGGAGCAAAAACGAAAACGGCAUUCUCGCCGAUGAGAUGGGUCUCGGCAAGACAGUCCAAACCGUCUCGUUCCUCUCGUACCUCUUCCACUCAUGCUACCAGUACGGGCCCUUUCUCGUCGUCGUGCCGCUCUCGACGCUGCCCGCCUGGAUGAACCAGUUUGAACACUGGGCCCCUGACCUUAACGCCAUCGCCUACAUGGGCAACAGCGCCAGUCGAGAAAUGAUCCGCGAGUACGAGUUCGGCCCUGCCAAAAAGAUGAAGUUCAACGUUCUCGUCACCACCUACGAGUUUAUCCUCAAGGAUCGCGCCGAGCUCGGCCAGGUCAAGUGGCAGUACUUGGCCGUAGACGAAGCGCAUCGACUGAAAAAUUCCGAGGCGCAGCUCUACGAGGCGCUCAACAGCUUCCACGCUGCGGGCAAGCUGCUGAUCACCGGCACGCCGCUUCAGAACAACGUCAAGGAGCUCAUUGCGCUCCUUCACUUUUUGCGACCGGACCAGUUUGAUCUCGACGUCGACUUUGACAUCAACAACGUCGAUCAGACCGUCAUCAAGGAGCUCCACGAGAAGCUCGACAACGUCAUGCUUCGGCGUCUCAAGAAGGACGUCAUCAAGGAGCUUCCCACCAAGUCGGAAAAGAUCCUUCGUGUCGAAAUGUCGGCCAUGCAGCAGCGCAUGUACAAGGCCAUCCUGACGCGCAACUACUCGCUCCUCAGCGGCGCCACCACCGCCCAGUUUUCGCUUCUCAACAUCGCCAUCGAGCUCAAAAAGGCGUCCAACCACCCCUACCUCUUUGACGGCACCGAGAUUAUCUCGGACAACCGCGAGGAGACGCUCAAGGGGCUCGUCAUGCACAGCGGCAAGAUGGUGCUCCUCGACAAGCUCCUGGCACGCCUCAAAGCUGACGGACACCGCGUGCUCAUCUUCAGUCAGAUGGUCCGCAUGCUCGACAUUCUCUCUGACUACAUGUCGCUUCGCGGCUACAUCCAUCAGCGUCUCGACGGUACCGUUUCGUCCGAGAUCCGAAAGAAGGCCAUCGAGCACUUUAACGCCGAAGGCUCACCCGACUUUGCCUUUUUACUUUCUACGCGUGCCGGUGGUCUCGGUAUCAACCUCGAGACCGCCGACACGGUCAUCAUCUUUGACAGCGACUGGAAUCCGCAAAACGAUCUGCAGGCCAUGGCGCGCGCGCAUCGACUCAACUCCAAGUUCCACGUGAGCGUCUUCCGCUUCCUCACCAAGGACACAGUGGAAGAGGAUGUGUUGGAACGCGCCAAGCGCAAGAUGGUGCUCGAAUACGCCAUCAUCCACCAAAUGGACACUUCCGGUACCAAUUUUGCACCAAAGGCGUCGGCCAAAAAUCAGCAGCAGUUCAGCAAAGAAGAGCUCGGCGCUAUCCUCAAGUUUGGUGCCCAGAACAUGUUCAAGAGCGACAACGAGGAUGGUCAGCAGAAGAAGCUCGACGAGAUGGAUCUCGACGACAUCUUGUCUCACGCCGAGGCGCACGAAACCGAGGCGGAUCCCACAGGUAGCUCAGCGGGCGGUCAAGAGUUUCUCAAGUCGUUUGCCCAGGUUCAAGAUUUCAAGGCGGAUCUCAGCUGGGACGACAUCAUUCCCCUCGAAGAGCGUCAAAAGGCGGAAGAGGAAGAGCGCAAAAAGGCGGUCGAGGAAGCUGCCGCGGCCGCCAGCACCUCGCGCAGACGUGCUGCAGCACAGGUUGCGCCCGGCACCUACGACAAUGGAGAAGCCGAUGACCCUUCCACCUCUCCCGGUGCAGCCAAGGAUGCAGCAGCCAAGCGCGCGCGUAAGACGGCGGCGCAGCGCUCGGUCGAGAUGAAGGAGCGUGACCUGCGUGUGCUCAUCCGCGGCAUCCAACGCUGGGGUGAUAUCCGCUACAAGACGGACCCGAUCAUCAAGGAGGGCAAGCUGCAGGACAAGAAUCGAUCCGUGCUCUUUCAGAUUUCGGACGAGCUGGUCAAGACGUGCGAGGAUGCGGUCGCCGAGCACCAAGCCUUCAUGAAGGGCAAGCAGGAGCGUGGUGAAGAGAUUUCGUCUGCGCUACGUCAGAAGGCGGUGCUGGUCUCGUGUCGUGGCAUCACAGGCAUCAAUGCCGAGACGGUGUUGAUUCGACACUACGAGCUGCGUCUGCUCGCCGAGACGCUGGACAACAUCGAAGACCCGCUCGAGUGGCGUGUGCCUUCUGAACAUCUGAAAGCUACGCUCAACUGGGCGGGUGGAUGGGACGCUAAAGACGACGCCAUGCUGCUGGUGGGGAUCUGGAAGUACGGAUUCGGCGCGUGGGAGCAGAUCGAAGCCGAUCCGGAUUUCGGCAUGGCGGGCAAAUUCUUCCUCGAGGAAGGCAAGAAGGCCAACCAGGAGCCCCAAGCAUCCGAAAAAGAUACUCCUCGGAGCGGAACCUCUGGCCCGCCUCAAGGCAAGCCUCGACCCAUUCCUAAUGCCAUUCAUCUGGUCCGCCGAGGCGAUUAUCUGCUCAAGGUGUUGCGCGAGUACGACGACAACGCCAAGGCGUAUCAGAAGAGCUUGGCCGAGGGAGGAGGAGGAGCCAAAAGCAGCAAAAAGGCGCGAAAGAGUCCUUCGCCAUCCACGCACUCGCCUGCUCCCGCGGGCAAGUUGGGCAAAGGCAGCGGUGGUGGUGGCGGAGCUGCAGACAAGCGACGACCUGCGCCCGUCUACUCGUCCGACUCUUCAGACGACAGCGAAUACGCUAGCAUGGACGAAGCCGAGUGCAAGGAGCUGAUGCGCCCCUGCAAGAAGCAACUCAAGCGAUUGAGGGACGGCACGGAUCAUCUGGAACGUGAUCAGAAAGUGUCGGUGCUGAAAGAGUGCCUAUCUGCGAUCGGCGGGCACAUUGACCAUCUGCUGGACACCAAGUUUGCCAGUCUGUCGUCAAAGGAAAAGGACCGAUGGUUCCACCACCUGUGGGCUUUCAGCGCAUUCUUUUGGCCCAAAAAGGUCAAGCCUUCGAAACUGCGAGCGAUCUUCAAUAAGCUUGUGAUGAAUGGACCGGCAGGCACGACGCCGGCAGCAUCGACACCGGCUGCGGGAGGCGGCAACAAUGGAGCAGCGGGUUCACCAGUAGCAGCGUCCGCGGGCGGUAGGGUGAAAUCGGAAUCAGCUGCCGCGGAAGGAGCGGGCGAAAAUGGGUCGAGUCACGCAGCCAGCGCUGCUGCUGCUACAGGCACGGCUUCCGGUGAGGUCAAGCGAAAGGCCAAUGCGCUACAGGAUGCGCCGAUCCCCAAGAAGCCGCGCACAUCGAUGGAGCCAUCGUCAAGUGGUGGUGGUAGUGGUGGACGAAGUAGCUAUGGCAACGGGUACAGCGGAUCGCCAAGUGGAGCCAACGCGGCCUACCCGCCUUCGUACUACCCUGCUUCUGCUUCGUCGGGAGGAUAUGGCUCGAGCGGACACGGACACGGACACGGAUACCAUGCGCCUCCACCUCCGCCGCCUACGCACCACUACGGAGCAGGACGAGAGCCGUACCCAUCCUCCUACCCGGAUCGACGCGGUUCGCCAUACCGAGAGGGACGAGAACGAGACUACCGAGAUGGUAGGUAUGCGCACCCGACGCUGCCUCCGCCUCCGCCGCCGCCGCCUGGUGGAGCUGGGUACGGAGGCUACCAUAGUUAUCAGCCACUGCCUCCCCCUCCGCCACCGCCGUCGCAUGGGUACGACUAUCGUCGCUAA
This is a messenger RNA of Mycosarcoma maydis (corn smut), 5166 nucleotides long. RefSeq names its product putative transcriptional regulator. Gene Ontology annotation, molecular function: ATP binding; chromatin binding; DNA binding. Gene Ontology annotation, biological process: regulation of transcription by RNA polymerase II; nucleosome organization. Bases 1 to 5166 code for a protein of 1721 amino acids. The record is from RefSeq and is a predicted model, not a curated record. NCBI's taxonomy places the organism in Eukaryota, Fungi, Basidiomycota, Ustilaginomycetes, Ustilaginales. The transcript has 2 exons. Gene Ontology annotation, cellular component: nucleus; chromatin.